Molecule: messenger RNA, 1213 nt
Organism: Carassius auratus (goldfish)
Lineage: Eukaryota; Metazoa; Chordata; Actinopteri; Cypriniformes; Cyprinidae
Product: spindlin-W-like
Exons: 5
Coding region: 153-860 (235 amino acids)
Biological process (GO): gamete generation
Source: RefSeq, a predicted model, not a curated record
CUGCAUUAUGGGAGCUGUAGUGCCAACAGGCCGUGCUACCGCCAGCUUGUUGCCUGACGUCUGGAGGAGCAUUAUACAUGAGGAUCUCUGCAGAAGGGAAGUCCAUCAUAGACAUGAAAAUAGAGGCCAGGCUUAUUUGAGGUUUUGGAAACAUGUCCAAGAAAAGGGCCAGGAAGCGCAGCAGCGGCGAGCUGAGCGACAGUCUCACCCCAGAUCCCAAUAACCUGCUGGGCCGACGGAUCCAGCACAGCUGGAGGGAGAAGGGCGCGCUGACCAAGUGGAAGGGCACCGUGCUGGACCGCCUCAGCGUAAACUCCUCCCUGUUCAUGGUCAAGUACGACGGAUUCGACUGUGUCUAUGGCAUCGAGCUCUUUAAGGACGAGAGAGUCUCUAACCUGCAAGUUCUCACAGAGAAAGUGGUGAACAACAAGAUCAAGGUUCCUCACGACGCAGAGGAGCUGGUGGGAAAAGCCGUGGAACAUCUGUUUGAGAAGGAGGACGGAGAGAAGAACGAGUGGAGGGGGAUGGUCCUGUCCCGAGCACCCAUCAUGACCAACUGGUACUACAUCACCUACGAGAAGGACCCCGUGCUCUACAUGUACCAGCUCUGGGACGACUACAAAGACGGAGACCUCCGGAUCUUACCUGAAGCGGAGAACAAACACCUGCUGCCUGCAGACAGGAAGCCCGGUGAGGAAACAGAGAGCCUUGUGGGUAAGCAGGUGGAGUAUGUGACGGAUAAAGGGGUGAAGAGAACAGGCCUCGUCAUCUACCAAGUUCCCGCCAAGCCGUCGGUCUACUACAUCAAAUACGAUGACGAUUUCCACAUCCACGUGUAUGACCUGGUCAAGACCACCUAAAAAACCACAGACAAAACAAAGAAACCCGCAGCGCUUUAAGUGUCCUCGCCUCUCGUUGUACAGUGUGUCAUGCCUCGCCGUGAAUGGCUGGCUGUCGAGGAGCUGUAUGAAGCGUCCGUGUACAGGGUUUGUUAUUUUGUGUUGAUGUCACAGCUUAGGGAGACGAUUUUUACAACCGUCAUAUCAAAACAGUGUAUUUAUACGUGUGCGUUGGGCAUCAUUUCGUAUGUUUCUAAUCUCAUGGACUAGCUUUCAUUCACCCGUAAACCAUGGAGAAGGUUGCAUUUUCAUAUGUAUGAAUGUUCGGGGAGUUUUGAAUUGUAAAUAGUUGUGACCGCAAAAAAAACAAAAAA